This is a messenger RNA of Penicillium coprophilum, 438 nucleotides long. RefSeq lists its product as uncharacterized. NCBI's taxonomy places the organism in Eukaryota, Fungi, Ascomycota, Eurotiomycetes, Eurotiales, Aspergillaceae. The coding region runs from base 1 to 438 and encodes 145 amino acids. The transcript has a single exon. The record is from RefSeq and is a predicted model, not a curated record.
AUGCAGUACAAUCUCGCCUCUGUCUCCCUCCUCCUGACCGGCAUGGCCUCAGCCACUCUUUUCCCCUCACCCUCACCAACCUCCGCGUCUCUCUUACCGACCUUCAUCCCUAUGGCUUCCACAGGCGCCAUUCCCUCCUCAAUCUCCGCCCCUAUUGCUUCCAAUACCCCCGGCGCAACUAAUUCUGAGAUCUACGACUGCGUCUAUCGCGGUUGGGGCUGUGACUGGAGGAAAUCUGAGUACGGCUACGGUUCCGACUACUGUGGUCAUUCUCCCUUCAAGGCCGGCCAGCAGCUGAGCAGGAGCAAAGUCGUGGCUGUUUCUAAGGAUGGCUCUGGCGAUUGCGCUUCCAAAGUUGGUAAAACGUGCUGCCAGGUCCUGGCGAACGAGCCUUGUAGGCGUGGCGAGAAGUAUCUUGAGUGCCAGAGGCCUGAAUAG